Sycon ciliatum is the source of this 701-nucleotide messenger RNA. RefSeq lists its product as uncharacterized. The record is from RefSeq and is a predicted model, not a curated record. Bases 28 to 693 code for a protein of 221 amino acids. NCBI's taxonomy places the organism in Eukaryota, Metazoa, Porifera, Calcarea, Leucosolenida, Sycettidae. The transcript has 2 exons.
UUUGUGCCUUGGCCUUCGAAGUAAAGGAUGAUGGAGCUUGACAGAGAUGACUGCCAAAGUGAUGAGUCCACCGUGGAAGAUGUAGAUGACGCCACGUAUUCACUUGGUGACCUGAGUUGUGGGGAUGUUCAGCUGUGGGCUACAGAUUUGGAAGUUACAUCUGCAGUGCUAGCGAAUCUGAUAAGCUACCUGCAUGCCACGGCUGCCGCUGCUAUCAGGAAAGCGUCAAUAGCACCAUCCAAAGCUGCUGAAGCCAUCCCCGAACCGGUGAUUGACAAUUUGUCUCACCUUGCUGAAAAGUACCAUGGUGGUUGGUGCUUGGUGGCCGUGCGGCGUGAGCUGGAAGGAGCAAGGUGUCGCAACGACAACUUGCUGCAGCUUAUACCUUUAUUUGGCAAGGAUGCCGUGACAAGCCUUCAGCCUUGUUUGGAGAAUUUUGGAGCCAUUCUCCAAACAUCUGAGCAUCAAGCGUUGCCCAGAAAUGACCAACCGCUCCGUGACCAUGGCUAUGCAGCACCCAUAGCUGCAACACAGCAUGAAGAGCAGAAGCAUACGUUUGUACUUGUGCCUGCUGCAUGCUCCUUGUUUCACCAGCUUAAUUUAAUAACCCAUUCCCAGUUCCCCAGCAUGCUCAACACACACAAGCAACACGCUCUGUAUAAGACAAAAUACGACACAGAUAAAAACAACUGAACCAGUGA